UGGCUCAACACCACCGAACUGAUCCUCAGUCAACCUCAGUCAAAACCACAUCUGUUCAGUUCCUCUCUGGACUUCUUGUGUCUCUGAGACAGCGGCUGUGCACUGGGUGAGAGGCACUGGACAUGGACACGGAGGAUGACCCCUUGUUACAGGACUCCUGGCUAGACGAGGAGGAUGAAGAGGUUGCCUUCAGCUCACGGAAGAGGCAGGAGGGUGCUCUGUUGUGUGGUAAAAGCCCGUGCAGAGCCAGGCCACUGCGUGUCACGCUGCCGGUGACUGGCUUCUGGAAUAUUGUUGGCUGGAUAUUCACCAACCCGUACUGCGCCGGCUUCAUCCUUUUCCUUGGCUGCGCCAUCCCCGCUGUGCUUGCUGUUGUCAUGUUCCUCCACUACCCAGCCCUGGACAUUGACAUCUCCUACAACGCCUUUGAGAUCCGUAACCACGAGUCCUCCCAGCGCUUCGAUGCGCUUGCCUUGGCCCUCAAGUCCCAGUUUGGGUCGUGGGGGAGGAACCGCCGGGACCUCGCUGACUUCACCUCCGAGACCCUGCAGAGGCUCAUCUUUGAGCAGCUCCAACAGCUCCACCUCAAUGCUUCCCACCUGGGGGGCGGUGCGCGGGCCAAGCGCAGCACCCCACAGGGCAGGACUAGCCCCCCCAAACCUCGUGCCCACCUCAACCCGGGAAACCAGACUUCCCGAGUGGAGAGGGGCGCCCCACGCUGGGACUACUCAAACACUUACGUUAGUGCCAACACACAGGCACAUGCGCACUGGCGCAUUGAGCUCAUUUUUCUGGCUCGGGGGGAUGCCGAGAACAACAUCUUCACCACCGAGCGCCUGGUUACCAUCCACGAGGUCGAACGCAAGAUCAUGGACCACCCUCGUUUCCGGGAGUUCUGCUGGAAGCCCCAUGAGGUCUUGAAGGACCUGCCUCUGGGCUCCUACUCCUACUGCUCCCCUCCCAGCUCCCUUAUGACCUACUUCUUCCCCACUGAGCGAGGAGGGAAGAUUUACUACGAUGGCAUGGGGCAAGACCUUGCAGACAUCCAAGGAUCCUUGGAGCUGGCCAUGACCCACCCCGAGUUCUACUGGUAUGUAGACGAGGGCUUGUCUGCUGAGAACAUGAAGAGCUCCCUGCUGCGGAGUGAGAUCCUCUUUGGGGCGCCGCUGCCGAACUACUACUCGGUGGAGGAUCGCUGGGAGGAGCAGCGCCGCAAGUUCCAGAGCUUUGUCGUCACCUACGUGGCCAUGCUGGCCAAGCAGUCCACGAGCAAAGUCCAGGUGCUGUAUGGAGGGACGGAUUUGUUUGACUACGAAGUAAGGAGGACUUUCAACAAUGACAUGCUGCUGGCCUUCAUCAGCAGUAGCUGCAUAGCAGUCCUGGUCUACAUCCUCACCUCCUGCUCAGUGUUCCUGUCAUUCUUUGGCAUUGCCAGCAUCGGGCUAAGCUGUCUGGUGGCUCUGUUCCUGUACCACGUGGUUUUUGGGAUCCAGUACCUGGGCAUACUUAAUGGUGUGGCUGCCUUCGUCAUCGUGGGGAUCGGGGUUGAUGAUGUCUUUGUUUUCAUCAACACCUACCGCCAAGCCACCCACCUAAAGGACGUGCAGCUGCGCAUGAUCCACACCAUCCAGACAGCGGGGAAGGCCACCUUCUUCACUUCCCUGACCACAGCUGCAGCAUAUGCUGCCAACAUCUUCUCUCAGAUACCAGCUGUGCAUGAUUUUGGACUUUUCAUGUCACUGAUUGUGUCCUGCUGCUGGGUAGCUGUGCUAUUCACCAUGCCAGCUGCUCUUGGAAUAUGGACCCUUUAUGUGUCCCCACUAGAGAGCUCCUGUCAAACCAGCUGCAGUCAGAAGUGCACCAAAAAGAGUGCUUUGCACCUGGCCGAAGAUCUCUUCAUUGCCUCCGAGGCCACCUCCAGAGCAGGCCGAGAGACGCUUCCCUAUCUCGAUGAUGACAUCCCACUGCUCAGCGUGGAGGAGGAGCCUGUCUCCCUGGAAAUGGGGGAUGUUCCCUUGGUAUCUGUGAUGCCAGAAAAUCUGCAGCUCACUGUGGAGAAGAGCAGCCGAGGUCACUUGAUAGCCCAUCUGCAGGAGCUGCUGGAGCACUGGGUGCUGUGGUCUGCAGUAAAGAGCAGAUGGGUGAUUGUGGGGCUCUUUCUCGUUGUUUUGCUCCUAUCCAUAUUCUUUGCCAGCCGCCUCCAUCCAGCAAGCCGUGCUCCAGUCUUGUUCCGGCCAGACACAAACAUCCAGGUGCUGCUAGACCUGAAAUACAACCUGAGUGCUGAAGGCAUCUCCUGCAUUACCUGCUCAGGUUUGUUUCAGGAAAAGCCCCACAGUUUGCAGAACAACAUCCGAACUUCCUUGGAAAAAAAGAAGAGAGGCUCAGGGUCACCUUGGGGAAGCAAAGGGAGCAUAACCCUCAAGCCCCCUCUGUUUGCUCCAGAUCUGCAGGGGACUGUGUAUAUCUCCAAGUCCAGAAGCAAGGGAAGGCCAGCCAUCUACAGAUUCUCUCUCAACGCCAGUGUCCCUGCCCCCUGGCAGAUGGUGUCACCGGGAGACGGGGAGGUGCCUUCAUUUCAGGUGUAUAGAGUGCCUUUCGGUAACUUCACCAGGAAGCUGACAGCUUGUGUGUCCACAGUAGGGCUGCUUAAGCAGACGAGCCCCAGGAAGUGGAUGAUGACCACCUUGUCCUGUGAUACCAAGAGAGGCUGGAAGUUCGACUUCAGUUUCUAUGUGGCCGCCAAGGAGCAGCAGCGAACGCGGAAACUGUAUUUCGCCCAGUCGCACAAGCCCCCCUACCAUGGCCGAGUGUGUGUGGCACCUCCUGGCUGUCUUCUCAGCUCUAGCCCAGACGGACCCACCAAAGGCAUCCUUUAUGUUCCCAGUGAGAAAGCACCCAAAGCAAAGCUGUCAGCGACUUCUGGAUUUAAUCCUUGCAUGAACACAGGCUGCGGGAAGCCAGCAGUGCGGCCGCUGGUGGACACAGGAGCCAUGGUGUUUGUGGUCUUUGGUAUCCGAGGGAUUAAUCGCACGGGACGUUCAGACAACCACGUCAUUGGAGACAUGGGCAGCGUUAUCUAUGAUGACAGCUUCGACCUCUUCAAAGAGAUUGGCAACCUGUGCCGCCUCUGCAAAGCCAUCGCCAGCAACACCGAGCUGGUGAAGCCAGGAGGGGCGCAGUGCCUGCCCUCCGGUUAUAGCAUCUCCUCCUUUCUGCAGAUGUUGCACCCUGAGUGCAAGAACAUCCCUGAGCCGAACCUGCUGCCUGGACAGCUCUCUCACGGGGCAGUGGGAGUGAAGGAUGGGAAGGUGCAGUGGAUCUCCAUGGCGUUUGAAUCGACAACCUACAAAGGGAAAUCUUCCUUCCAGACAUAUGCUGACUAUCUGAAAUGGGAGACAUUUCUGCAGCAGCAACUCCAGCUUUUCCCAGAGGGCUCUGCUCUCCGACAUGGUUUCCAGACCUGUGAGCACUGGAAGCAGAUCUUCAUGGAGAUUAUAGGAGUGCAGAGUGCCCUGUACGGUCUCAUCCUCUCGCUGGUUAUUUGUGUGGCUGCAGUGGCAGUGUUCACCACUCACAUCCUCCUCCUGCUGCCAGUGCUGCUCAGCAUUUUAGGGGUGGUCUGCUUGGUGGUGACCAUCAUGUACUGGUCUGGCUGGGAAAUGGGGGCUGUGGAAGCCAUUUCUCUCUCCAUCCUCGUUGGCUCCUCUGUUGAUUACUGCGUGCACUUGGUGGAGGGCUACCUGCUGGCAGGGGAAAACCUGCCACUGCACCACACAGAGGACCCCACAGCGUGCCGCCAGUGGAGGACGAUUGAAGCAGUCCGUCACGUGGGAGUGGCGAUCGUCUCCAGCGCCGUCACCACAGGGAUUGCCACCGUCCCCCUCUUCUUCUGCAUCAUCGCCCCUUUCGCCAAGUUUGGGAAGAUUGUGGCCCUCAACACAGGAGUCUCCAUCCUGUACACGCUAACUGUGAGCACAGCCCUGCUGAGCAUCAUGGGGCCCGGCACCUUCACCCGGAGCAGGACUUCCUGCCUCAAGGCUGUGGCAGGAGUGCUCCUUGCCGGCCUGCUGGGUCUAUGCAUCUGCCUUGCCCUGCUGAAGAGCGGGUUUAACAUCCCCCUCCCUAACGGGACAGCCCUGUAG
Messenger RNA from Cygnus atratus (black swan), 4145 nucleotides. It is a transcript of the gene DISP3, whose product is annotated as dispatched RND transporter family member 3. The transcript is spliced from 21 exons. Lineage: Eukaryota; Metazoa; Chordata; Aves; Anseriformes; Anatidae. The record is from RefSeq and is a predicted model, not a curated record. The coding region runs from base 123 to 4145 and encodes 1340 amino acids. Gene Ontology annotation, cellular component: membrane.